Messenger RNA from Zasmidium cellare ATCC 36951, 711 nucleotides. RefSeq lists its product as uncharacterized. The transcript has a single exon. Bases 1 to 711 code for a protein of 236 amino acids. The record is from RefSeq and is a predicted model, not a curated record. Lineage: Eukaryota; Fungi; Ascomycota; Dothideomycetes; Mycosphaerellales; Mycosphaerellaceae.
AUGUACCAUGCAUCAAAAGCGCACCACAGCUGUUCUAUGCCAGAUGAGGAGAAUGCCAUGCAAGUAAGCCCGGUGCCGAUUGUUUGCCCUUGCUUUGGACGGGCCUUCCCCGCCGUACUUCGUGCAAACAGGCUCAUCUACAAGGAGGCCAUGCCAGUGUUCUACAGCAAUCUGGAAGUCCGAUCUCGUCUGCCUGACGAAAAUGAAGGCCACCAAGCGUCAGAAGUCUUGAACUUUGUGUGCUAUCGGUUGCCAUAUUCUGGCCUGAAGUACGUCUCAAAAAUUCUCUUCUGCCAGGUGGCUUCACGCAUGGGGAUGACAAUCGAUCGCCUCGACAAGCCUGGUCUGGGCAAUUUUGCACCAAUAUGGCACAGGAUGCGCCGUGAGACACCCGGCAUCAAACACGUUCGUAUACAGCUCGAAGUAGAUUGGGAAGUCGACAUGGACUGCUUCGAGUUUCACCACUUUGCCGGCGUGGCUCGCCUCCCGAAUGUUCGAACCAUUCAGCUGCAGCUGCUCUAUUUUGGAAACGAAGACGUUCUUCUGGAGGAUAUCGUUACUGGCGGCGGGAAAGCGGAGGACUUCGAGAAGAAGUUGGUGUCCACCAUUGAGGAGGAGGCGGAGAAAGAGGGGAAGCGGGUGGAUGUGAGUGUGAGCGGAGUGGAAAUGCUGUGGAAUCAUGGUUGGCCUGAUUCUAACGCGAUUGAUUGA